ACUGAACGCAACUGUCAAUACUCUAUCUUAUCAAUGUCCAAUAUGACAUAAUUUAUAACACAUAUUUGUGAGGAUUUUAAUAUUAUUUACAGAACAAAACUCCUAAUGAUCUGGAUAACAUUCGUCUUAUAGCAACAUGGAAUAUAUGUAGACGUUUCUAAUAUGAAUUUUCAUAAGAGCUGUUACACAUCUCGCAGUGCUGGAUACAAAUAUCGGACGCUGUCAACGAACACCGGCGAGAGGAAACGGAGGCACAGCAAGGAAGAAUCCACGUUCGAUAGAAAAUUCAAAGAUUUAAAAAACGAAAUAUCUUCGAGGAUAUUAAACGAGGUUAUUAAAUCACAAGACGCGAGGAGAUCAAUACAGGAGAGAUUUGAUAAAGUCGAUGCCAAAAUCAAUUCGAUGGUUGACGUCCAGAAUUCUAUUAUUGAAAUGAGAAAAAACCUGCAGCUGGUGGAGAAUCAGCUGAUGGAAAUGACUGAAAAAGUGGACCUGAUGGAGAAACAAGUUGGAAUAAGUGAGAACUGCAGCCUGCAAUCUCGUAAGAGUUCUUAUUCUAAGACGCGACCAAUUUUCAAUACAAUCGUCGAGUCCAGUACAUUGACGAAUUGAAAUAUAUGCUCAAAUGAAAAUAUAAUAUUAAUUCACUCAUAACAAAUUUUAAUAAACACUUUGCCUAAUUA
Messenger RNA from Danaus plexippus (monarch butterfly), 683 nucleotides. RefSeq lists its product as uncharacterized. The coding region runs from base 163 to 612 and encodes 149 amino acids. The transcript has a single exon. The record is from RefSeq and is a predicted model, not a curated record. NCBI's taxonomy places the organism in Eukaryota, Metazoa, Arthropoda, Insecta, Lepidoptera, Nymphalidae.